This is a messenger RNA of Astyanax mexicanus (Mexican tetra), 3138 nucleotides long. RefSeq names its product nascent polypeptide associated complex subunit alpha (gene naca). The record is from RefSeq and is a predicted model, not a curated record. Bases 120 to 3041 code for a protein of 973 amino acids. Lineage: Eukaryota; Metazoa; Chordata; Actinopteri; Characiformes; Acestrorhamphidae. Gene Ontology annotation, cellular component: nascent polypeptide-associated complex; cytoplasm. Gene Ontology annotation, biological process: protein targeting to membrane. The transcript has 11 exons.
CAGCUCCUUCCUGUCGGCCUGUCUCUGUACAGGAAGCGCGGUGUGUAUGUCACAGUGACGCAGAGGUCAGAAACCCUCUCUCACAGCCAUCUUGGACCCCGAGCCCAGACCUAACAACAAUGCCAGGCGAAGCCACAGAAACUGUCCCAGUGACAGAGCAGGAGAUGCAGCAGCCCCAGGUGGAGACGGCUCCUGGGGUGGUAAACACGCCUGCCUGUUCUGAGGCAGCAGUUCCAGAAUUUCCCAAGCCUACUCCAGUGGAGAGUGCUGUUCCUGAGGCCUCUAUCACAAAGGCUGAGGUUGUAGCACAAUCUGUGGAAGAACCAGCACCUAAAGUAGAAAACAUUCAGUCCAAUAGUGAAGCGCCAACCUUUGCUACUGAGGAACAGGAUGAAACUAAGCUUGUUACUGCUAGUGAAGACUCUGAAGAACCAGAAGCACCUGCCCAAGACGCUCUUGUUAAAAGUCAAGAAGAUCUUGUUGAAGACGUGAAAGAAGCUCUGGUGGAACCUACAGCCCAAGUACCAGAAGUUACUACUGAUGAACAGCCUGUGAUUGCUGAAAUAUUAUCUGCAGAACCUGCAGUUGAGGAGAGUUUAGCCACUGGAGAUGUGGUAGAUGGUGUGUUUGUUUCUCCACAAAACAUUUCUGAACCCAAGAGGGAGGAAGCAUUAUCUGAUGGCUUGAAGUCCAUGAGUGUGGAGGCCACCACUGAAGAUGUAAGAGAAGAGCAGGUUGUAGUAGCCGCAGCGAUGGAAGAAAAACCUGUUUAUCUUACUGUAGAUGAGGUCAUUCAAAACAACAAUUUAUCAGAGAAUGAAGUCGUAGCCCAUUCAGAGGCUGUCCAGGCGAAGGUGCAGGCUAAUCAUGCUGGCCCUUCUCUUUCUUCUCAGCACCUACCAGCCACUCCAGCUGCUGCUGUAGCUCCUGCUGCCUCCCAACCUAAGGCUAAAGGGGUUAAGGCUGACUCCAAGCUAUCUUCUUCUCCUUCUGCCCCCAAGCCAGUGCCUGUGGGCCGAAGGAAGCGCUCCUCUCUCUCUGCCUCUUCCUCUUCCCCUACCUCCCCAAAAUCAGCUUCUGGCCCUAAAGCCACCCCACCCUGUUCCCCACUUGCAUCUCCUCCUGCUGACUCUGCAGGUGCAGGGAAAGCUGAGACAGCUGCUCCUAAGGUUGUGAAGGCUGGUAAACAGGCAAAAUCUAAAAAAGCAGAUGCUUUUAAACCUGCUGAGCCUCUGCAGGAAGUCCCAACUUCCCCUGCUCAAGAGGCUAAGCCAGUAUCUGUGCCUGCUCCUAUUCCAGUGGCUGCUUCUCCUCCUCCUAAGGCAACAACUGCCCCAACCUCCCCUAAAGAUUCAGUUCCAGCCCCAGUGAAGGAUGCAUCUCCUAAAGCUGCUGCUCCUGCCCCAGAGAAGGCAAAACCUGUCAAGGAUGCGUCCCCUAAAGCUGCUGCUCCUGCCCAAGAGAAGGCAAAAUCUGUAAAGGAAGCAGCUCCUGCCCCAGCAUCUCCUAAAGAGGCUGUUCCUGCUCCAGAGAAGGCAAAACCUGUGAAGGAUGCACCUCCUAAAGCUGCUGCUCCUGCCCCAGAGAAGGCAAAACCUGUAAAGGACGCAGCUCCUAAAGAGGCUGUUCCUGCCCCAGAGAAAGCAAAACCUGUCAAGGAUGCAUCCCCUAAAGCUGCUGCUCCUGCACCAGAGAAGGCAAAACCUGUAAAGGAAGCAGCUCCUGCCCCAGCAUGUCCUAAAGAGGCUGUUCCUGCCCCUGAGAAGGCAAAAUCUGUCAAGGAUGCAUCCCCUAAAGCUGCUGCUCCUGCGCCAGAGAAGGCAAAACCUGUAAAGGACGCAGCUCCUGCCCCAGCAUCUCCUAAAGAGGCUGCUCCUGCCCCAGAGAAGGCAAAAGCUGUCAAGGAUGCACCUUCCAAAGCUGCUGCUCCUGCCUCAGAAAAGGCAAAACCUGUAAAGGACGCAGCUCCUGCCCCAGCCUCUCCUAAAGAGGCUGUUACAGCACCAGUGGAGGCAAAACCUGUAAAGGAUGCAUCUCCUGCCCCAACAUCUCCUAAAGCUGCUGUUGCCCCUGUAGCUUUCAAAGUAGUUUCCAAACCUACUGUCCCUGCUCCAAAAUCAUACUCCGAAGUUGUAGCAAGUAGUCCACCAAAGGUGGAGUCCCCCAAAAAGAAGCCAGAUGUGGCUCCCACUGUUGCCCCUCCAGCUCUGGAGGAGGAUGAUGACCUGCCCCCACUCAUUCCACCUGAGAAACCUGUAACCAUGCCUGUUUUCCAACCCCAACCUGUGGCUGCGGCUCCGGCUCCGGCUCCCCCGAAAGCAGCCCCUGUGAUUGCCAAUGUUGUGCCCCCUGCUGCCCCUACCCCAAAAGCCCCAACCGUGGCCCCUAAAGUUCAAUCUGCCCCUGCACCUACAGCUGUCAAAACUCCAUCCAAACCUGAAUCGGGCAUCAAGAACGACAAGGGGUCUGGCACUGAAUCCGACAGUGACGAGUCUGUUCCUGAUCUGGAGGAGCAGGAUUCUGCGCAGACACAGACACAGCAGGCACAGCUCGCAGCUGCUGCCGAAAUCGAUGAGGAACCUGUCAGCAAAGCAAAACAGAGCAGAAGCGAAAAGAAAGCAAGAAAGGCAAUGUCCAAAUUGGGUCUCAGACAAGUGACAGGAGUUACCAGGGUAACCAUUCGCAAAUCUAAGAACAUUCUGUUCGUCAUCACCAAACCAGACGUCUACAAAAGCCCAGCAUCAGACACUUACAUUGUCUUUGGUGAGGCUAAGAUUGAGGAUCUGUCCCAGCAAGCUCAGUUGGCUGCUGCAGAAAAGUUCAAGGUCCAGGGAGAAGCAGCUUCAAACAUCCAAGAAAACACACAGACGCCCACAGUACAGGAGGAGAGCGAAGAGGAAGAGGUUGAUGAGACCGGAGUUGAGGUUAAGGACAUUGAGCUGGUCAUGUCACAAGCCAAUGUGUCACGGGCGAAGGCUGUACGCGCACUGAAGAAUAACAACAACGAUAUCGUCAAUGCCAUCAUGGAAUUGACGAUGUAGGCGGAGACUAGAGUGGGUCAGAAAGAGAUGUUGCUGAAUUGAUCUACACUAUUUGUACAAUUUAUACCCGAAAGUAAUAAAGUUGUGGCUUGAUGAA